Messenger RNA from Hyla sarda, 4307 nucleotides. It is a transcript of the gene WNT1, whose product is annotated as Wnt family member 1. Bases 335 to 1453 code for a protein of 372 amino acids. Gene Ontology annotation, molecular function: frizzled binding; cytokine activity. Lineage: Eukaryota; Metazoa; Chordata; Amphibia; Anura; Hylidae. The transcript is spliced from 4 exons. The record is from RefSeq and is a predicted model, not a curated record. Gene Ontology annotation, cellular component: extracellular region. Gene Ontology annotation, biological process: multicellular organism development; canonical Wnt signaling pathway; cell fate commitment.
AGGGGCAGAACAUGUCCCUGGGUCCUCAUUGUUAGCAUAAGCUGAGGUCUACUUAUUCAGUGCGGGCUGGGAUCUUGCCUUCAACUUUUCACUACAUCUUCUCACGUAUCACUGCCUCCAAGACAACUCACCUCCAUAGAAACAUCUUCUUUAUUUGAAGCAGCAACAAGAGAAAUACUGAAAAAUCUAAAGUAAAUGAAACAUUCCCUUAAGAGUCUCCUGGAAUUGACCUGCUUGAAUCUGUAGUGCCCACAGAUGGACCUGACCUUUAGGAACAGAAGCAUCCAGUGACUUGGCCCAUCCUGUAGAACCACCUGCUGCAUCCACUGCAGAUAUGAGGAUCCUCACUUUUCUGGUCGGACUGAAGACUUUAUGGGUUUUAGCAUUCUCCUCCUUGACCAAUACGAUGGCUGUAAAUAACAGCGGCAAGUGGUGGGGUAUAGUAAAUAUAGCUUCCAAUGGAAACGUGCUCCCAGGAUCAGAUGUAGGCCCAGUACCUCUCGUGUUAGAUCCAAGUCUUCAACUUUUAAGCAGAAGACAGAGACGUCUAAUCCGUCAAAACCCAGGCAUCCUACAGAGCAUUACACGUGGGCUUCUCAGUGCCAUUCGAGAAUGCAAGUGGCAAUUCAGAAAUCGUCGUUGGAACUGUCCUACUGGACCUGGAAAUCAGGUGUUUGGCAAAAUUAUCAACCGAGGCUGCAGGGAGACGGCCUUUGUGUUUGCCAUCACCAGCGCUGGUGUAACUCAUUCUGUGGCUCGUUCCUGUUCAGAGGGUUCUAUUGAAUCCUGCUCAUGUGAUUACCGGCGGCGAGGCCCUGGAGGACCAGAUUGGCACUGGGGAGGCUGCAGUGACAACAUUGAGUUUGGAAGGUUUAUAGGAAAAGAGUUUGUUGACUCCAGUGAAAGAGGGAGAGACCUGAAGUAUCUAGUGAACCUACACAAUAACCAAGCAGGCAGAAUGACUGUGAUGACAGAGAUGCGCCAAGAAUGCAAGUGUCAUGGAAUGUCAGGAUCCUGCUCUCUUCGUACCUGCUGGAUGCGUCUUCCUCCAUUUCGGGCAGUGGGGGAUGCCUUAAAAGAUCGAUUUGAUGGUGCCUCAAAAGUCACCUACAGUAACAAUGGCAGCAACCGUGGAAGUUCACGAAGUGACCUCCCACAUCUGGAACCUGAGAACCCUUCUCAUGCAAUGCCUUCUUCUAGAGAUUUGGUGUACUUUGAGAAGUCUCCAAACUUUUGCAGCCCAAGCGAAAAGGCUGGAACCCCAGGUACAACAGGGAGAAUAUGUAACAGCACCUCUUUGGGUCUCGAUGGUUGUGAACUUCUGUGCUGUGGCCGAGGUUACAGGAGUCGACCUGAAAAAGUCACUGAAAGGUGUCAUUGUUCCUUCCACUGGUGUUGUCAUGUCACCUGUUUGAACUGCACUACCACACAGAUAGUCCAUGAAUGCUUGUGAAAUGUACUCUCAUAUAAUCUGCACUGAGUAUACUAUUACUUUAAGUUGCCUUUUUUUAAAGGUUGGGAGUAGGCUGCAGUGUGACUACAGGUCGGGAGCCCUGGCGCAUGGACACUCUGAAAGGCUGGCAUUGCACACAGAAUAAAUCAGGGACAAAUACUGCUCUACAAUAACAUCCUAUAGGUAAUGCACAGAUUUUUCAGCUUGGAGUUCUUUGAUCUCCUUAUAUAAACUUAUUCGUAAACCCAUGGUGCCAUACAGAACUGUACAGUACACUACAGUCAAUGUACAUAUAUCGUAGAAUUGUUGGGCUAGCACUGAUAAUGCACUGAUAACAGUAUUUUUUGCUUAACCUCACAUACCUUAUACAUAGGGAUUCAUGCCAAACCAAGGUACCUCAAAAUAAAUAAUAUAAAGUAAUGAAACAAAGAAGGACAACAGAUAUACUCAGAAGUAAGGUGUGAUGGUUUCUCAAGGCAAAACAUCUCCGGUUAUGUCUACUAGGCCUCAGUUAAUGUUAGCAAGUUACUCAUAGUCAAAUAAAUCUUCUGCUACUAGUGCACGUUCUCAUGAUACUGAGUUAGUAUCAAGAGUAUUGCAGCCUGUGAUAUGAAGGAGAGGUGCUAAGAAGAUUAAAUCUAACAAAGCCUGUAUGUCUGAGAUCUAAGGCCUCCCAAGAAACUCAUCUCAGGAUAAUGGUGAAGGGAGCCAUGGAAGUGAAGAUAGGGAAAGAAUGAGCUGCUCAAAGCAACUGCAAUUCCUGUAGGAGUAAAUGCUACUUUAAAACAUGAAUGAAUAUUUGUCAAGAAGAAGCAUAGUGACAGAAUACCCACUGGGAAUAAUAUUAGGAUGUGAAUAUGACAAAGGGCGUUUUAUUUACUCACUCAGCUGGAUAAGUGGUGGGAACAAAAAUGAAGAUGCUGAGUUCCCAAUAUCUGUUAUUCAAAGGCCUUGUUUAGGGAACGGGCCAAAUUGUUCCCCUCUAUGAAGCCCGCACCAAAGAACUCACAAGCAGAAGAACUUAAAACCUGUCACGUAAGGCUGUUCGUUUUAAGGGAGUUUUUCCUUUAAUACAAAGGCACAAUGUCUUUCUACAAAUGCACUUUUAUAAUUACUUAAUGUAUUUUCCUUAAAUUUUUUAGAUCAAGCAGCUAUAAUUUAUAGUCAACAAGCGAUACAUAUUUUUCCACAAUUUAGGGAGGAGAAUGGGACAGUCAAACUCAAACUGAGUUCAGCUGAAGUCAUAGGGUGAUAAAUAUCACAAUAUAUGGGACUCUCAGUAUGGGAAUAAAAUGUUUCUCCCCAAGACAACUGAAUAUAUCAGUAAUUACAUUUCUAACAGAUAUUUCUAAAUAUUUUUUAUAUUCUUUUAAUCAGAUUUAGGCGACUAUUUAAUUCAGUUUUCCAUAUUGGCCUCUUCCUUGCAUUUUGACAGCUGAUAUUCAGUGACUGCUCAUCAUGGGAAAUCCAAUCUGGACCUCUUUACGUGGAUAAUAUAUCCCUUUUGAAGAAAAACUACCAAAAGGCCCUUUAACAUGUCUACAAAGUUUUUAUUAACUUACGUCUCCCCAUUUUUCCUAGCGCUACUGUUCCCUCCAUGAGAACACGUAUGUGCUCUGUGCACCAGUGCUGUGCUUUGGUGGUUCAAUAUAGUUACAUUGUGUGGAUAAAAAUCACCAACUACAUCAAGGCUACAACACAUAUACGUCCUUGACUCUCACUAUUUAAGAAUGUAAGAAUGUGGAUGACGAUGCGGAUGUUGACUGGAAGCCACACAAUGUCUCAUUGAAAGGAGUAAAUUAACAAUACACUUAGGAUUGGAAAUGUUGCCAUUCUUUAUGUACAGUAAGAGACCUUUAUAUAGCACUUGUGGUAGUCAUCCUAUAGUGUUAAAGCUGCGUGUGUCUAUCCUGUGACAGAGCUUGGGCACAUAAUAAUGUACGGUAUUUAUCAGACUUAUUGAGCAGUUGAUGUAUGAUCUUAUGCCACUAAUUUCUUCAAUCACUUAUGUUUCGUCUACUAUGUUACUACAAAGAAGCAUGGUUCAACCUUGUAUGUAAAUUUAUGUUAUUAUGAUAUUGUAUUAUUUUAUGGUUAUUUUUACACUGAAUAGCUGAAUAAUAAUUUCUAUAAUCAUUCCUUUUAUCAUACCACUAAUGUACAGUAACACUUAUUGUCUAUGUCUAAAGUAUCACAUUUAGAACAUUCAUUUGGAACAUUACAAUACCAAAACAAUCAAAUGGUAAAAUGAUAAAAACACCAACACCAAGUGUGUGGGGCCUUUUACCACCAAGAGGACCCCACAAUUAAUUUCCCUCUCCAAAUCCUACCAUAAUACCCAGGUGACCGUCACAUGCAAUAUUCUAAGUGAAAUUGAAUGAACAUACCAGGGUUCACUUUAUUAUUUGAUUUUUUUAUUUUUUUUACUAAAACCUCAUUCAGGAAUAUUAAAGUGAGUCGCAUUCUUAAAAUGGGGAUUUACCUUCCUUCACACUAUAAUUCCUUCAGCUGAAGAUAUCAUUCAUGUGUUAUAUGUAUAUAAGUAUGAUUCAUAUGCCUUAUCGACAAACAUGUUUCUUAUUCGUGUCGUUACACUGUGCCUCUACUUUCAGGUAUCAGGUCUAUUCCUGAUGUCACUAAUUCAGCUGCUGCAUCAUAUGGUUUCGGUCUGACUAUUUUGCCAAAUGUAUGCCUUAUUUACUCUACUUUUCUAUACCAUACUGUAUAAAUUAUCUCAUAUUGUUAGGGCAUAUCUAGAAUUAUAUUCUGGUUUAGAUGAUCUCAAUAUUACCUGUAAAUAACCCUUCAGGUAUUUGUGAUUUGUAAAUAAAACUAUUUAUUGUGACUACUUUUA